AUGCGUGGAUUUAUUUUGAUACUCAUUCAUUCCAUUGCAAUAAUCGAGUGCGAAAAUCAAGUAGGAGCUAAAAUCCAAUUUCCAAAAGAUUUUAAUGUCCAAAUACCGGAUACGAAAUUUCAUUCUCAAACAAGAUUUGAGUCAAGUAACCAACAGCUUAAGGUGAAAUCACCCGGAAUUUUAUCAAAAUUUGACAGUGAGUGUAAUUGUCCCGAAAAAGCGUACAUCGUGUUUUUAAGUGCCGACAAUAUGAAGAAAUUCCAGCGCCGCAGCUCCUCUGGUGGCCGAAUGAUUGAGCAGCCAUUUUAUGUUGACGAGCCUAGUUGGGUGAUGCUCAGCGAGUCAAACACUAAUUUAAUGUCGAAUGACAACAAAUUGAUAAAGCAAACUGAUCAAGAUCCGUUUUAUUUAGCCCGCGGAAGGAAAUCCACUAUGACGAUGAAUUUUCCGUUUAGUAAUGAGAAGAAACGCUGGUUCAAUUUAAAAGACAGGCAGAAGCGUUCGGACAUUUCGGAUUUAUUACACGAGCCAUUUUUUAUAUCACGUGGUAAAAAAAAAAGUUAUAAUGAUUAUUAUUACCACAGAGGUGACACUCGUGUAAAUGAAAAUAAUAGAGGGAUUUAUUUGUAUGAUAAAAGAAAUGAAGGGAGUAAUAAUAAUGGUUAUAGUUAUAAAUUGUUGGAGGAUAAUGACGAUACAGAUGGGCAAUCACGUGGUCGCAGAGAUUUUGUUGAUCAAUUACUCCGAGAAAACGAUCCUUUUUACGUCACUCGAGGUUAG
Messenger RNA from Cotesia congregata, 780 nucleotides. The record is from the annotation of a GenBank genome assembly. NCBI's taxonomy places the organism in Eukaryota, Metazoa, Arthropoda, Insecta, Hymenoptera, Braconidae.